Selaginella moellendorffii is the source of this 690-nucleotide messenger RNA. RefSeq names its product RING-H2 finger protein ATL8-like. NCBI's taxonomy places the organism in Eukaryota, Viridiplantae, Streptophyta, Lycopodiopsida, Selaginellales, Selaginellaceae. The transcript has a single exon. Gene Ontology annotation, biological process: protein ubiquitination. Bases 1 to 690 code for a protein of 229 amino acids. The record is from RefSeq and is a predicted model, not a curated record.
AUGGCUCGCAAGAUCCUCAGCACUUCACCUCCACCGGAGGACUCGCGGAGCCCGCUCCACAUCUCCUCGUACAGCCUCCCAUCCGGCUCCCGGAUCCCCAAGGUGAUGAUCGCGGUGGUGGCGGGAUUCGUGCUCACCACCGCCAUCAUCUAUUACACUUGCAAGUGGGUCUUCCGCAAGAAGUGCCCCGACGCCACCGACGCCACCGCCGCCGCCUCCGGCGCCCCUCCGCCACAGCCGGACUCGCUCGAGGAGCUCCAGGCCCGGGUCACCAAGAGCCUGGCGCAGCGCCUGGGCAGCAAGAUCGCCACGGCCAUCCCGACGGUGAGCUACGCGGAGCUGGCGGAGUUCCGCGCCAGGGGCGAUCCCAGCGGUGGCGCCGCCGCCGCGGAGGCGGAGGCUUGCGCGGUCUGCCUCACGGACUUCUCCAAGAACCCGGCGGGGACCAAGAUCAAGAUCCUGCCCAAGUGCGCGCACGCAUUCCACUGUAGCUGCAUCGAUCUGUGGCUCAUGACCCACGCCUCGUGCCCGAUCUGCCGCGCCAGCUUGUUCGUAGCGCUGGCGGACCUAAAUGCCUGGGCCUCUCGCGGCGGCGCCUCCUCUUCCCCAACGCCGCCGCCGCCGCCUCCAAUCGAGCAUCGUCCUCCUCUUCCGCCCGAGCGCCGCCCCGAGGAUCAAGGAGGCGUGUGA